AUGCGACACAAGAGUUUUACUUUAGUCGAAGUUUACUCAUUAAACCUGGUGGUAUUUUUUUUUAAAGCACCGCUUCCCUUCCCUCCUCAAAAGAAUCCCCUGAUUCAAAAGGGCCCGUCUGUGUCUGACGACCAAAAACAAAUUUCUGUGGCAUUUAGUCGACUUGCACUGUGUGAUGAGAGAAAUGGAAAGAUUAGACAAUGGUUUGUCAUCGUCUCAAAAGAAUCAAAAGAAUCAGCAAAUAAAUUUUAUGGAUCGAAGAAGAAAUACAUGGAUUUCAUUAAAAUUAAUUAUAAAACCUGGAGGGAUGUGUAUGAAAAGGAUGAAAGCCACACUUAUGUAGCAUCAGAUUCCUGGCAACCAAACUGUGAUGAAAGUAAACGAAAGAGAAGAAGUGUAGAAAAAACCAUCGCAUUUACCCUUGGAUCAGAUGGAGAAUGUUCUAAUCCUCGCAAAUAUUGUAAUGGUGUUCUAGAGCCAGGAAAAACAUAUCGGGUGCGAUUUGCGACAUGUACUGAAGAAGGGUGUCUGGAAUCAGAAUACUCAAGUCCAUUCACCACGGCUCCAAACAACGUACCAGUUAUUGCCGGGUCAGUUACUGCUGUUGUCCUUGCUCUUAUUGUUGUAAUAUUAGUCAUUGUAUUCCUUAAAAGGAGAGGGAAAGGGCCAUUUAAAGAAAUAAGUAAUGGUGAAUCCGGACAAGAAAAUGAGGGGUUUUCUGCUGUAGAAAUGACCACCACAUCUAAGCCACCUAAGGCUGUUGGAAUAGCUGAUUUUGCCAAUUAUGUUCAGAAAAUGCACGCUGACAGCAACCUUUUAUUUUCACAGGAGUACAAGUUAUUAAAGGAAACUUGUCCAGCUCAUACAACUAAAGCUGCUGAAAUUCAAGUAAACAGGAUCAAAAAUAGAUAUACCAAUAUCCUGGCCUACGAUCACAGCAGAGUGAAACUUCUACCAACAGAAGAUGACGAAGGGUCUGAUUACAUUAACGCCAAUUAUAUACCGGGUUUCAGCUCCCAGAGGGAAUACAUUGCUACGCAAGGGCCUCUACCCUUUACCCGUGACGAAUUUUGGCGGAUGAUUUGGGAACAGAAUGUCAGUAUUGUUGUUAUGCUGACACAGCUGGUUGAGAGAGGACGCAGAAAGUGCGAUAUAUAUUGGCCUGAAACGACGAGGGAACCAGUGUACUACGGAGACCUUGUGGUGGAAACUGAAUCAGAAUCCACUCUCCCCGACUAUGUCCUGCGUGUGAUGUCUGUAAAACUAGGAGACAGCAGAAAAACAGUUAAACACUUCUCGUAUUUAGCAUGGCCUGAUAUGGGUAUUCCUGAAACAUCUGAAACCAUGCUUAAAUUUACAAAGGAGGUUAGGAGUCAUCUUCCUCCUCUUACAACAAAUAGAGGACCUCUUGUUGUACAUUGCAGUGCUGGAGUGGGACGUACCGGUACAUUUAUUGCCGUUGAUUAUUUGAUGCAACACGUGACUUCCAGUGACGUUGUGGAUAUCUAUAACUAUGUUAUGAAAAUGCGAAACAAUCGACCAAACAUGGUUCAAACAGAGGACCAGUACAUUUUCAUUCAUGACUGUAUCAGAGACUACGUCAACAGAAGUGACGAGGACAGUGACGAGGAAAAUGAAGAGGGCGAGGAGGAUCGAGGAAAUCCUAUAUAUGCCAACAUGUAGGGAAAUCAUUUUGAAAUGUUGUGCUACACUGGUGUGAAUGAAGAGCAUACAAUCAGCAUUUUUUAUAAACGAUUUUUUAAAAAUAUGUUUGACAAACUUGUAUCCUGAUAUUUUUUUCUUUCUUGGAUAUAACUACAUGUAUGUUUUUAUCUACAUUGACAUUUAUUUCUAUUCAUUAAUAAUAUUUUUCAGGUAAAGAUUCAACUUUUUAUGGUAUUUUAGAUUUAUUUUUGUUUUCAUGUCAAGCUUAAUUAUUCAUUCAUUUUUAAUUUAUAGUUUUGUAUAUUUAUCGUCAAUGAUCAAGUAAAUAAUAUAUUGGAAGAUAGGAACACAAUAUUUGUAUUAGUAUAUAUGUUAAAGAAAGUGUCUGCCUUUUCAAUAAAAUUCUAAAAUGCAGGACUUUUCAUCACAAAAUAUGUAUUAAUUUUAUAAAUCUACAGUAUAUAUAGAUUUGUAGAAUUUAUUUUUCACUGUAACUUUUCAUGUAAAUGUUGAAACCAUGAACAAGCUUCAGCAAUGUGAUGUAUUUUCGCCAUGCAUAAUACACAAAUUUUACUACAUGCAUGUAUAAUUUCUGUCACAUGGUAAAAACGUCUGAGGUUGUUGAUUAUUUUCUGCUAUAUUUUCUGUUAAUUUUCAUUUUCUUCCUUAUUAGUGUUUUAGAUAUAAAUAUCGA
This is a messenger RNA of Saccostrea echinata, 2359 nucleotides long. Its product is annotated as tyrosine-protein phosphatase 10D-like. The transcript has 16 exons. Gene Ontology annotation, molecular function: protein tyrosine phosphatase activity. Lineage: Eukaryota; Metazoa; Mollusca; Bivalvia; Ostreida; Ostreidae. The record is from RefSeq and is a predicted model, not a curated record. The coding region runs from base 1 to 1683 and encodes 560 amino acids. Gene Ontology annotation, biological process: protein dephosphorylation.